UAUGCAACUCGGUUAAGCCUUCUCUUUUCCUUCUUUCCCUCCCAACACUUCCCCCCGGUCCAUCACCGGACUUGACUGUCAAGAGAGAAGAAAACCAGCAGAAGAGAAAAUGCUCCGACAGCGAUUGACUGAAAAGCUCGACGGAGCUCCAGCGAUGGCGUCGGUGUGACUGUGAUCGAGUCGGACGAUCUUAAAGAGAGUGUAUGUGUGCGUGUGUGGUGGCAGUCAAGAUAGAUGAAGCACAUUUUCAAGAAGCUUCACAUCGGGAACAACCACGACCCCAACCGAUCCAACGAAACCCUAGGUCCGGCCCAGGCCCAGGCCCCGCCAUGUGCCUCCUCCGAUCAGCGGGCCAGCUCCGGCCAGGCCGCCUCCGUGGCCCCGCCCAGCCCUUCCGCGUCCCCCACGACAACUGCCGCAGCUGCGGCAGCUCCUGCUUCUGUCCCGGCCCCCGUAGAUAGCCGCGGCGGGGACUACUUCUCGUCUGAGGAGGAGUUUCAGAUGCAGUUGGCGCUCGCCAUCAGCGCAUCGAACUCGGAUUUCCGCGGCGACGAUCCUGAGACCGAUCAGAUCCGUGCUGCCACGCUGUUAAGCUUGGGCUCCCACCGGAGGGGCGAUUCUGGUAGGGAUAGGGCGGAGGUCUCUGCUGAGACGCAAUCGAGGCAGUAUUGGGAGUAUAACGUGCUUGAUUAUGAAGAAAAAGUGGUAGAUGGGUUUUAUGACGCGUAUGGGCUUUCUACGGACUCGAGACAUCAAGGAAAAAUGCCAUCUCUUGCUGAUCUGGAAAACAACCCUGGGAAUUCUGAAUUUGAAGUCAUUAUAGUCAAUCGGAAAAUUGAUCAUGGCCUUCAAGAGCUGGCGCAAAUUGCACAGUGCAUUGCAUUGGAUUGCCCAACCACAAAGGUUGCUACAUUGGUACAACAACUUGCUGAGCUUGUAACAAGUCACAUGGGUGGCCCUGUGAGGGAUGCUAACAUCGUGUGGGCUAAAUGGAUGGAAAGAAGCACGGAUUUAAGAACAUCUCUACAUACAAGUUUGCUGCCUAUUGGGUCUGUAAAUAUUGGCCUCUCAAGGCACCGUGCUUUACUUUUCAAGGUUUUAGCCGAUGACAUUAACUUUCCUUGCCGACUGGUUAAAGGGAGCCAUUACACUGGGGUUGAUGAUGAUGCUGUCAAUAUUAUAAAGUUGGGCGAUGAAAGGGAGUUUCUGGUUGAUCUCAUGGCUGCUCCAGGAACACUAAUACCAGCUGAUAUCUCAAGUGCAAAAGAAAAUAAAGCUUAUAAUCCAAAAAUGAGUAAAAUACCAUCUUUGUCUAAUGACCCAGGAAUUUUUUACUCAAGACCAAAGCCGUUACCAGGUGAAGGCAGUAGUCAAAGUUCCGUGGCAGAGAGCAAUUCACGUUUUGAUGGAAGACCGAUUUCUGAAAAGCCAGAUUCUCUUCCCUCAUUCUCACGCGCUAGCAAUGACUCCGGUAUCGGUUCUUCUGGAAUUUCUGGUAGAACCAAUUCUGAUCAACCCGAUCGUCCUUCUGUGUUAGCUGCUGGGAACUCUUCAUAUAAAGGGAUAUUGGGUGGUCAUGUUGUUAACGAGGAUGUGCGGAUGAAUGUUAAUGUGGUACCACAUGAUAGAAACAAUCCAGAGGACCCUAAGAACCUCUUUGCAGAUCUGAAUCCUUUCCAGGUAAAAGGUUUCGGCAAAGCUCCAGUGCACAAAUACUCCACAGAUAACAAGGCUGAUGAGCCUCAGAGACAGAAAGUUGAUAGUGUGGCUGGUCGCCCGCCUGCUCCGCUGAUGUGGAAAAAUCGUCAUGCUUGCAACGAGGUCCCCAAGAAGAAAGAGUAUGAUUACAUGGAGGCUCUCUUUCCAAGAAAUGAUCAAAAACCUGAUGCAAAUAAAAACCAUCCCGGUGGUUUUAAGUUGGGGAAUAACUCGAUUUCAUCUGGUCGAGAGAGCAAUAAUCAGAACCCCUUCGGUGAUGCUGGAUUGGUGUUUGAGAGGAAUCGAAGGAAUGGCACUGAAGGGCAUCCUAUAGCUGCAGACAACGUAAGGAAUGACGCAGCUAAGGAUGAUGUGAAUGAAAUGGGUUUACUUGAUCAUAGGAAGUGCAUGUAUGACAGAUUUAUGGGAACUGAUUGGAAAUCGAAUGAUCCAGAAAGUUCCAGUUCAUCAGUUGAUUCCAAUUCCAAUAAGGGUCAUCAAGUGCUUGACGAUGUUGAUGUAGAUGUUGGUGAACGUGAAAUUCAAUGGGAGGACCUGGUUAUUGGCGAAAGGAUUGGCUUAGGUUCUUAUGGAGAGGUCUACCAUGCUGAUUGGAAUGGCACGGAAGUUGCAGUGAAGAAGUUUCUGGACCAGGAUUUUUCAGGUGCUGCUUUGGAAGAGUUCAAACGAGAAGUGCGAAUAAUGCGCAGAUUGCGUCAUCCAAAUGUUGUGCUUUUUAUGGGCGCAGUCACACGCCCUCCACACCUUUCUAUUAUUACUGAGUUUCUUCCAAGGGGAAGCUUGUAUAGAAUCAUUCAUCGCCCUCAUUGUCAAAUUGAUGAAAAACGUAGAAUAAAAAUGGCUCUUGAUGUGGCAAGAGGAAUGAAUUGCCUGCAUACAAGCAAUCCCACGAUAGUUCACAGGGAUCUGAAAUCACCUAAUCUUCUGGUUGAUAAAAAUUGGAAUGUCAAGGUUUGUGAUUUUGGGCUCUCGAGGCUAAAACAUAACACUUUCUUGUCAUCCAAAUCAACUGCAGGAACACCUGAGUGGAUGGCCCCAGAGGUUCUCCGUAAUGAACCCUCUAAUGAGAAAUGCGACGUUUAUAGCUUUGGGAUCAUUCUAUGGGAGCUUGCAACCUUGAGGUUGCCUUGGAGUGGAAUGAACCCUAUGCAGGUCGUUGGUGCAGUGGGGUUUCAGAAUCGGCGACCGGACAUCCCCAAGGAAUUGGACCCCAAAGUCGCAAGCAUAAUAUGGGAAUGUUGGCAAACUGAACCAAACCUACGCCCUUCCUUCGCACAGCUCAGUGUGGCUCUCAAGUCUUUGCAGCGCCUCGUUGUGCCUUCUCAGUUAGACCAGCCGAAUCCGUCCAUCUCACAAGAAAGGUCAGAACAGCCUCACUCAGUGUUUUCACCAGAGAUCUCAGUAAAUAGAACACCUUGAAGGUCUGUCGGACCAAAGUGUGAAUAAGCAAGUAUUCGCAAUUUGCCCUCCCGAGUGUGGAGAUUGUAUAUCAUCAAUCCAUCACAGUGAAAGUGUAUACAGAGAAACUGUAAGGUAGCGAUGCUCAUCGGGCAGCAGUGUUUUGUUUUGUACAGCUCUGCUUCAAUAGUUUGUUUUCUGUUUUACUUUGAAGGAGCUGAGUUCGUGUUCACGAUGUAUAAGAUGUAUUAGCACAUGUACAUGCAAUCAUAUAUACACCCUCCAAGAUGAGAGGACAGGAUGAGUGUUAUUGUGAAGUGAGUUUUUGGUUGCUGCGGA
Punica granatum (pomegranate) is the source of this 3456-nucleotide messenger RNA. The record is from RefSeq and is a predicted model, not a curated record. Lineage: Eukaryota; Viridiplantae; Streptophyta; Magnoliopsida; Myrtales; Lythraceae.